Zalophus californianus (California sea lion) is the source of this 923-nucleotide messenger RNA. Its product is annotated as small nuclear ribonucleoprotein-associated protein N-like. Gene Ontology annotation, molecular function: RNA binding. Gene Ontology annotation, biological process: mRNA splicing, via spliceosome. Lineage: Eukaryota; Metazoa; Chordata; Mammalia; Carnivora; Otariidae. Gene Ontology annotation, cellular component: U4/U6 x U5 tri-snRNP complex; U2-type prespliceosome; U2 snRNP. The record is from RefSeq and is a predicted model, not a curated record.
CGAUCUCAGCAGCAGCAAAUACCUGUGGUGGAUUUCCAGGCGGAACUGAGACAGGCAUUCUUAGCUGAGACACCAAGAGGUGGUUAAAGCAGUAUUGGAACAUCCAGGUAGCUGAUUUCCAAGUGAAAAAACAGCCUUCCCUUAGGUCUUAAGGAUCCUGAAACCUUACUGUGGACAUUGGAUUUGGUGGAACAGCAACCAUGACUGUGGGAAACAGCAGCAAGAUGCUGCAGCACAUUGACUACAGAAUGAGAUGUAUCUUGCAAGAUGGCCGAAUCUUCAUUGGCACCUUUAAGGCUUUUGACAAGCAUAUGAACUUGAUCCUCUGUGAUUGUGAUGAAUUCAGAAAGAUCAAGCCAAAGAAUGCAAAGCAGCCAGAGCGUGAAGGAAAGCGGGUUUUGGGUCUGGUGUUACUACAUGGGGAGAACUUGGUUUCCAUGACUGUGGAAGGACCACCCCCCAAAGAUACUGGCAUUGCUCGGGUACCACUUGCUGGAGCUUCAGGAGGUCCUGGGGUUGGCAGGGCAGCUGACAGAGGAGUGCCAGCUGGUGUUCCAAUUCCCCAAGCUCCUGCUGGAUUAGCAGGCCCUGUCCGAGGGGUUGGGGGGCCAUCCCAACAGGUAAUGACUCCACAGGGAAGAGGCACUGUAGCGGCUGCUGCAGUUGCUGCCACUGCCAGCACUGCUGGAGCCCCAACUCAGUACCCACCAGGACGGGGGACCCCACCCACUCCUGUGGGCGGAGCAACACCACCUCCCGGCAUUAUGGCUCCUCCACCUGGUAUGAGACCACCCAUGGGCCCACCAACUGGGCUUCCCCCUGCUCGAGGGGCGCCAAUAGGCAUGCCCCCUCCAGGAAUGAGACCCCCUCCACCAGGAAUUAGAGGUCCACCUCCCCCAGGAAUGCAUCCACCAAGACCCUAG